This is a messenger RNA of Cladophialophora yegresii CBS 114405, 441 nucleotides long. RefSeq lists its product as uncharacterized. Lineage: Eukaryota; Fungi; Ascomycota; Eurotiomycetes; Chaetothyriales; Herpotrichiellaceae. The transcript is spliced from 4 exons. Bases 1 to 441 code for a protein of 146 amino acids. The record is from RefSeq and is a predicted model, not a curated record.
AUGGCACCGCCCAGAAGACGUCGUGACGAAGAGGAAGACGAAGAGGAAGAAGAGCUGCAGAGCUUGCCCGAAGACGACGAGGAAGAAGAGGAAUACAUUUCGGACGAGGACGAAGAUGACGAGGAAGGCGACGAAGACGAUGAAGAAGAAGAGGAGGUUGAAGCUGAGGAUGACGAGGAGCCAGCCGCCGAAGCCCCUCCGAAGUUGAAACGCAAAGCCCCUGAAGAUGACGCAGAGCCUGCGACGAAGAAGACCAAGCAGGCCGAAGACAACGGCGAAGAGCUCGAAGAGGAGGAGGCCGAAGAUGUGGAAGAAGAUGAUGAUGACGAGCAGGAGGGGGAAGAGGAUGAACCCAAUGUCAAAACAAAGGUCAUUUCGGGCUCUGAGUCCAAGACCGCUGCCGCCACGGCUGAGACUGAGGAUCUUGACGACGAGGAUUAG